AUGAGUUGGAAUCGCUUCCAUCUUCUGCUCGCCGUGUUGCUCAUAUGCCAAGGUAAUGCCUCUGUUUGAAUCGAUCAAUGUUAAUGCGCCAGUCUGCUACUCUUAAUUUUUAGCCAUUCCCGGAGCAAUGAGCCAGACACCGCCCGAUCCCACUACCGUCGAUCCCAAUGCACCGGCUAAUCCGGGGCAACCGGUGCCCGCCGAUCCCACGACCGUCGAUCCCAAUGCACCGGCUAAUCCGGGGCAACCGGUGCCCGCCAAUCCCACGACCGUCGAUCCGAAUGCACCGGCUAAUCCGGGGCAACCGGUGCCCGCCAAUCCCACUACCGUCGAUCCCAAUGCACCGGCUAAUCCGGGGCAACCGGCGCCCGCAGAUCCCACUACCGUCGAUCCGAAUGCACCGGCUAAUCCGGGGCAACCCACUACCGUCGAUCCGAAUGCACCGGCUAAUCCGGGGCAACCGGCGCCUGCCGAUCCCACUACUGUCGAUCCGAAUGCACCGGCUAAUCCGGGGCAACCCACUACCGUCGAUCCGAAUGCACCGGCUAAUCCGGGGCAACCGGUGCCCGCCGAUCCCACGACCGUCGAUCCCAAUGCACCGGCUAAUCCGGGGCAACCGGUGCCCGCCGAUCCCACGACCGUCGAUCCCAAUGCACCGGCUAAUCCGGGGCAACCGGUGCCCGCAGAUCCCACUACCGUCGAUCCGAAUGCACCGGCUAAUCCGGGGCAACCGGUGCCCGCCAAUCCCACUACCGUCGAUCCCAAUGCACCGGCUAAUCCGGGGCAACCGGCGCCCGCAGAUCCCACUACCGUCGAUCCGAAUGCACCGGCUAAUCCGGGGCAACCGGCGCCUGCCGAUCCCACUACUGUCGAUCCGAAUGCACCGGCUAAUCCGGGGCAACCGGUGCCCGCAGAUCCCACUACCGUCGAUCCGAAUGCACCGGCUAAUCCGGGGCAACCGGUGCCCGCCAAUCCCACUACCGUCGAUCCGAAUGCACCGGCUAAUCCGGGGCAACCGGUGCCCGCAGAUCCCACUACCGUCGAUCCGAAUGCACCGGCUAAUCCGGGGCAACCGGCGCCUGCCGAUCCCACUACUGUCGAUCCGAAUGCACCGGCUAAUCCGGGGCAACCGGCGCCUGCCGAUCCCACUACUGUCGAUCCGAAUGCACCGGCUAAUCCGGGGCAACCGGUGCCCGCAGAUCCCACUACCGUCGAUCCGAAUGCACCGGCUAAUCCGGGGCAACCAGUGCCCGCCGAUCCCACGACCGUCGAUCCCAAUGCACCGGCUAAUCCGGGGCAACCGGCGCCUGCCGAUCCCACUACUGUCGAUCCGAAUGCACCGGCUAAUCCGGGGCAACCGGUGCCCGCAGAUCCCACUACCGUCGAUCCGAAUGCACCGGCUAAUCCGGGGCAACCGGCGCCUGCCGAUCCCACUACUGUCGAUCCGAAUGCACCGGCUAAUCCGGGGCAACCGGUGCCCGCAGAUCCCACGACCGUCGAUCCCAAUGCACCGGCUAAUCCGGGGCAACCGGCGCCUGCCGAUCCCACUACUGUCGAUCCGAAUGCACCGGCUAAUCCGGGGCAACCCACUACCGUCGAUCCCAAUGCACCGGCUAAUCCGGGGCAACCGGCGCCCGCAGAUCCCACUACCGUCGAUCCCAAUGCACCGGCUAAUCCGGGGCAACCGGCGCCCGCAGAUCCCACUACCGUCGAUCCCAAUGCACCGGCUAAUCCGGGGCAACCGGCGCCCGCAGAUCCCACUACCGUCGAUCCCAAUGCACCGGCUAAUCCGGGGCAACCGGUGCCCGCCAAUCCCACGACCGUCGAUCCCAUUAUUCAGGGAAACACAGCCAAUGGCAGGGUCUGUUUUUUUUUCUCCCAAACUCUUUAAGAUCGCGUAUUUCAGAGGGGAAAUCUGGAAGCGCUUCCGAACGGUGUCAAGUACAACGUGCUCACCGAUCAGUUUGAGGGCUUUGUAAGUGGAAGAGACAAUUGGAAACACGAAAAAUUGGUUUCUUCGUUUCAGGAAGGAAACGAUGACUUCAGCAGAGUGGUGGCCAACGGCAAGGAGGUGUACGUGCUGCAUCCGGUGCAGACGAAGAACAACACGCUCGUCUUUGACCCGUACACGAUCGGGCAAGUGCUCGGCUACAUCUACGAGCUGUCCGAGUUUGGACCGGCGGGACCGCCUGCCGGAUUCACGAUCCUCAUGAUGGGUCAGCCUGUGCCUUCGCUGCAGAAGAGAAAGCGUGGCGCGGCGAUCACAAACACCCGUACCGGAACGCUCGUGUUCACGAAGAAGGAGCGUCGCGAAGUGAGAGACAAGGAGGACGCCUACUGGAAGCACGUGCUCAAGAGCCUUUAA
This is a messenger RNA of Caenorhabditis sp. 36 PRJEB53466, 2365 nucleotides long. Lineage: Eukaryota; Metazoa; Nematoda; Chromadorea; Rhabditida; Rhabditidae. The record is from the annotation of a GenBank genome assembly.